Messenger RNA from Plutella xylostella (diamondback moth), 1665 nucleotides. RefSeq names its product alpha-1,6-mannosyl-glycoprotein 2-beta-N-acetylglucosaminyltransferase. The record is from RefSeq and is a predicted model, not a curated record. Gene Ontology annotation, cellular component: Golgi stack; Golgi membrane. Gene Ontology annotation, molecular function: alpha-1,6-mannosylglycoprotein 2-beta-N-acetylglucosaminyltransferase activity. Gene Ontology annotation, biological process: protein N-linked glycosylation; oligosaccharide biosynthetic process. NCBI's taxonomy places the organism in Eukaryota, Metazoa, Arthropoda, Insecta, Lepidoptera, Plutellidae.
CUGAAGAUUAUUGAAACUUACUUAAGAAACAUUUAGAGGAUGUAUUGUGUGUUCAUAUUAAAAAGAUUGAUCCGUAACGUUUACUUCGUGGUGCUUCUAUUAGUACUAUACGUGGUGGCUCUUAUGACGUGGAGCCGUCCCGUGGAGCGCCCUCCCGACGCCGGCAGCAGCCGCUGGUGCGGCGUGGGACGCCCCCAAGCGCCUCUCAUCGGCGACUACAUCCGCGGACACCCUCCCGUCAACACCAGCUUGAGGCUGGAGGAACUAAACCUCUACGACUAUAUCAUCAUCAUACAAGUGCGGCAUUCCCUGAAAGACUUGCAUCGACUUGUCUACGGUCUCCAAGAAACUCAAGGCAUUGGAAGGACUCUGCUAGUGUUUUCGUUGUAUUCUGAUAAUGAUGGCAUUGUGCAAGCAGUCAACGAAGUCAACUUCACAAAGGUCCUGACGGUCUUCUACCCGUUCAAUGACCAGGUCUGUCAAGACUUCUACCCUGGUCCCAGCGACAUCUACUGUAGGCAAUCAGGCUGCUCAGAAUACUCAGCCGGCUUCAGAAACGUCAAGUAUUCCCAAAGCAAACUGUUCUGGUGGUGGACCGUUAACUUCGUGUAUGAAGUUCUGAACCUUGAGAAUAAUUACAGCAAUAACGUGAUACUGCUAGAGGCGGACGACGUGACCGCUCCAGACUUUGUCCUAAUGAUGGAUCAUCUAGAAGAACAGGCGCAAGUUGUGGGGCUGAAGCAUUCAGUGUACAGCCUAAACUGUCUGGGUGUGACUACUGAAGUGAGCGGGGAGGACGUGGUAGUCGGACCCUUCCUGAGUUUUGACUUCUCUACAGGACUGAUGUUGAACAUGGACGCGUAUGCCGCCAUCAGGGCUGCCUCGCAUGUCAUCUGCCACUACGCUGACUUCGACUGGCGCCACUCUCUCCGCGUGGCGUUGUCUAACUUCACCGUCAUCUCCGUGGCGAAGUCUAGGGUUGCUAAAUUGGAGGACUACGUUCGUGUUUGGUCGGCUGGUUACAGGGACAUGUUCCCGGUUGAGCUGAAGGUGCAUAGGUUGGAGCAGGGGCGGCCCCCCUCCCGCGGGGGGUGGUGGGGAGACGUGCGGGACGUCAACCUGUGUCUGCUGAUGGAGAGUGUCAGCUCUCUGCAUGGAAUGUUCCAGGCGCUCGCUGUGGGAGAUAGUGACGUCAUGGGAAGCAGUGGUGUGGUUUAGAUUUUAGAAGUUAAGUGUUACGUGGUGUUAGUUCAGAAUAUAAAGUUUAUUGUGUGUAUACUUAGUGAAAAAAUGGAGUGUUGAUAUAAUUUCAGGCGUUGUUAUUCUGAUUUACAAUUACUUCAUACGAUAAUAGUUUUGUAAAAGGUAACUUAAUCGUCGCAAAAUCCAUGUUGUAAUAUUUUUAAAGACACUCUUUUAAUAUUUUUUUUUUUCAGGUAGGCUUCCGAAUAUAUCUCACAUCGUAGCACAUACAUGUAACUUGUGUGAAUACUAGUCAGUAUUUUAUCUCGAUGAAUGCGGUAGCAUCGCUUGUAAAUCUACGUAAGCUUCCGAAUAUAUCUCACAUCAUAGCACAUACAUGAAACUUGUGUGAGUACUAUUCAGUAUUUUAUCUCGAUGAAUGAUGUAGCAUCGCCUGUAAAUCUACGUAGGUAAUUUUUCUAU